AUGCUAACAAGGAACUGCCUGCUGCUGUUCCUUUGGAUUCUUGUCAACGAAGGCUCAGUCUCUUCUUUACGUCCACCUUUACCACCACUGGGACGGAGCAGGACAGGGAGGGAGCACGUCAGGAGCUUGGUGGGCCCGAUGAGGAAUGGGGCGGCUGGAUUUCAACGGGUCAAAAGGGGCUGGGUGUGGAACCAGUUCUUUGUACUGGAGGAGUACAUGGGGUCAGACCCGCAGUAUGUGGGCAAGCUGCACACUGACCUCGAUAAGGGGGACAGUGCCGUAAAGUACACUCUCUCGGGGGACGGGGCUGGCACUAUUUUCACAAUUGACCAAACAACGGGGGACAUCCAUGCCUUAAGAAGCCUUGACAGAGAGGAGAAGCCUUACUACACCUUACGCGCCCAGGCUGUUGACAUCAUUACCAAUAGGCCCUUAGAGCCUGAAUCAGAAUUUGUAAUCAAGGUUCAAGACAUCAACGACAAUGAGCCAAAGUUCCUAGAGGGACCAUAUACAGCCAGUGUCCCUGAGAUGUCACCUGUAGGGACAUAUGUGACGCAAGUGACAGCCACAGAUGCAGAUGACCCUACCUAUGGAAACAGUGCUAGAGUGGUAUACAGCAUCCUCCAUGGCCAGCCAUACUUCUCUGUUGACCCUAAAACAGGGGUUAUUAAGACAGCCUUGCCCAAUAUGGACAGAGAGGUGAAGGAACAGUACCAGGUCUUAAUCCAGGCCAAGGACAUGGGGGGCCAACUGGGGGGGCUGGCUGGGACCACAACCGUAAACAUCACCCUGAGCGAUGUCAACGAUAACCCACCCAGGUUCUCUAAAAGUUUCUUUCACCUAAGAGUUCCUGAGUCUUCUGCAGUGGGAUCUGCUGUCGGUAGAAUCAAAGCACAUGACUUGGACAUCGGGAAAAAUGCCGAAGUAGAGUACACAAUUGUGCCAGGUGAUGGAGGAGCCAUGUUUGACAUCACCACCAAUGAACACAACCAAGAGGGGAUCAUCAUUCUCAAAAGGCCCCUGGACUAUGAAAAUAAGAAGGCAUACACUUUUAAGGUAGAUGCCUCCAAUGCACAUCUGGAUCCACGAUUUCAAAGCUUUGGGGCUUUCAAAGACACAGCAACAGUGAAGAUUAACGUUUUGGAUGUGGAUGAGCCUCCGGUGUUCAAUAAGCCCUCCUAUGUGAUGGAUGUGUAUGAGGACACACCCGCGGGCACCAUCAUUGGAGCAGUGACGGCACAGGAUUUAGAUGCCAGCAGCAGUCCAGUCAGGUAUUCCAUUGACUGGAAGAGUGACUUGGACAGCUACUUUGACAUUGAUCCAGUGGAGGGAACGAUUUCCACAAACGAACUCCUUGACAGAGAGAGCAUUGCCCAGCACAAUAUCUCCAUCGUGGCAACCAAACUUAAUAGUCCUGUUCUAACCAGUCGAGUGGCCGUCACUGUCCACGUGUUGGACAUCAACGAGUUCCCACCUGAACUUGCCAGUCCUUAUGAGACCUUUGUGUGUGAAAAUGCCAAAAUGGGACAGGUGAUUCAAACAUUCAGUGCAAAAGACCAGGAUCUACCAACUGCUGGACAACAGUUCUCCUUCAAAUCACCAAGGGAAGAUAUAAAAAACAAGAAUUUCACCAUCCGGGACUUUGGAAACAACACAGCUGGAAUUGUGACAAAGCGGAGUGGCUUUAGACGGCGUUUGCAGGAGAUCUACUUCCUUCCUGUGGUAAUUGACGAUAAUGGCUACCCACCCAAGAGCAGCACAGGCACCUUGACCAUCCGUGUAUGUGGCUGUGAAUCAGAUGGUUCCCUGCUAACGUGCAGCGCAGAAGCCAUCUUUCUCCCAGUGGGUCUCAGCACAGGAGCUCUGAUUGCCAUCCUUCUAUGUAUCAUCAUCCUGUUAGUUAUUGUGGUCCUCUAUGUGGGCUUGAGGCGGCAGAAGAAAAAGGAAACCCUCAUGUCAUCCAAAGAGGACAUCCGGGAUAAUGUGAUCCACUAUGAUGAUGAAGGAGGGGGGGAGGAGGACACGCACGCAUUUGACAUGGGAACCCUUCGUAACCCCAAGGUUGUCAAAGAGAACCUGUACCGCAGGGACGUCAAACCUGAGAUGAAGAGAGGUGCCAGGGCACCUGUCUCUCAGGACAGCGCCGACAUCCGUGAUUUUAUCAACCAGCGUCUGAAAGAACAUGACACGGACAACUCAGCCCCACCCUAUGACUCCCUGGCCACGUAUGCUUAUGAGGGCAAUGGCUCCGUGGCUGAGUCACUCAGCUCAAUCGAGUCCCUCGCUAUAGACCUCGAGGAGGACUAUGAUUACCUCAGUGACUGGGGGCCCCGCUUUAAGACACUGGCAGGGAUAUUUGGGGAGCAGUCAGAAACUCAGUCAGACUCAACCAUCACGGAGAACACACAUUGAUGUUAUUCACAGACUCGAAAAGCAAAUAUGUAACAAUGUUCUUUUGGCCGAUGACACACAAUAUUUUACCAUUGUUUUCCUCCUAUGUCAUC
Micropterus dolomieu (smallmouth bass) is the source of this 2504-nucleotide messenger RNA. Its product is annotated as cadherin-12-like. The coding region runs from base 1 to 2412 and encodes 803 amino acids. The transcript is spliced from 11 exons. Gene Ontology annotation, cellular component: catenin complex; adherens junction; plasma membrane. The record is from RefSeq and is a predicted model, not a curated record. Lineage: Eukaryota; Metazoa; Chordata; Actinopteri; Centrarchiformes; Centrarchidae. Gene Ontology annotation, molecular function: calcium ion binding; cadherin binding. Gene Ontology annotation, biological process: calcium-dependent cell-cell adhesion; adherens junction organization; multicellular organism development.